This is a messenger RNA of Maniola jurtina (meadow brown), 6215 nucleotides long. RefSeq lists its product as uncharacterized. The transcript is spliced from 3 exons. Gene Ontology annotation, cellular component: cytoplasm. Gene Ontology annotation, biological process: cell surface receptor protein tyrosine kinase signaling pathway. The record is from RefSeq and is a predicted model, not a curated record. NCBI's taxonomy places the organism in Eukaryota, Metazoa, Arthropoda, Insecta, Lepidoptera, Nymphalidae. The coding region runs from base 380 to 1924 and encodes 514 amino acids.
UUUGACAUUGAUUCCAAAAAACCUGCAUCAAUCAUUAUUACAAUCGCAAUUGCUGUGAUUGACUUAAUUUAUGCUAUUCUUGUUGCAACAAUUCAUAAUAGCCAAUAGUGCGCGACCAUCAACCAAUCUGAGGUGAUUGCAAUCGUGACAUAUUGUAGCUGUCAUUCUAUUCAACCGCAAUCGAGCCGCUGGUAGUUUGUCAAUCGUGUCAAUCUGUGAAUUUCUAAUUUCCACAUUUUUUGUUUACCUACAAUAGUUUUGCUUUUAUAUUAUUUUAUUAAAGAUACGAGGAAUGAUAAUGUUGAAAAAGAAACGAUGAUAAUAUUGCAACGAGAAUUACUAAUAAUAUUUCAGAUCAAUUUUAUCGUAAACCUUCACAAUGGGCUGUUUUCAAAGUAAAAAAGAAGCUUCUGACUUACAUCCCAAUGUUUUUCGUGUUGUUAACAUCGACGAAAAUGGUGCAGAUUUGUGUACAGGACAACUAGAAAUAACAGAAUCAGAUAUAAUUUUGUACAGAGAAGGUAGAGAGUCGACUGUGUGGCCUCUUCAUUCCUUGCGGCGAUACGGAUUUGAAGCAGAGAUAUUUAGUUUUGAGUCAGGAAGAAGGUGUGAAACAGGAGAAGGAAUUUAUGCAUUUAGAUGUCGAAGAGCAACAACAUUGUUUCAAGCACUUCAACAACAAAUACAAUUAAGAAAUGUUGUGCAUGAUUCUGUGCCAUACCCAGUAUCCAGGCUCACUCCCUCUCCACAAGGCCGACAAACAUUGCAGGCCAGUGUUGUCCAUCGCUCCUCCAUAGACAACGGCCAACCAGAUAACAUCGGUCAAAACUUUAACAACAAUCUCCCAAACGUUGCUGGAAACACAGGAGUCCCGCCAACAUUGCCAACCCUGACUCAUUCACCUCGUUCGCCUUCCAGUGCAGACAUUUUAGAAGUUAUGCCUUUAUAUCCACGGCCACAAGCCAGCAGUAACCACGUGACUAAUGUUUACCAAGUCAGAGAUUUUAAACGUGAACACAACAAUAAUCAAGCAGAAACAGCCGCUGAUAACAGACAUGUGUAUUCCAAUGAUUUUAAUAGAGAUCUAGCUAUGCUUAGAAACACACUAAGACAGGAAACUGUAUUAAAUACUAUAAGAGACAUUGAGGAUGAAACACAUUUUCUUGAAAAUAGAUAUGUAGAGAAUGCACAGACUAAUUCAGCUAAUAGUCUUCUGUCUCCUACAAUGAGUAAUUCUAGUGAGCACUAUGCACAGUUGAGUAUAGAGCACCAGGAGCCUUCUAGGUUAUAUGUCAAUAUAGCACCCAAUGAGAACAUAUUUGAUGGAAAUAGAAAUGAUGCUAUACCAAGUACACCUCUUACACCCAAACAAGUUGAGUACUGCAACCUGACAGUUGGAACAAAAACUGAAUUAAAUACUUACGCCAAUUUGAUGCUCGGUGAUAUAACAGAUAGUGUUCAGAAUAGUAAACAAAUUUUUAACAGCUCUGAGCACAAUCAGAAGUUUUCAGAAUCAGAUACUUUCGCAUCUAUGUCUCCAGUUGAAGACAUUAACUAUGCGAUUCUCGACAUAGACUCAAAUAAGGACAGUAUGAAAACUGUAAGAGAUGUGGCAUCACCAGAAAGUCAAUCAUACAAUAGCUCAAAAAAUGAAAGUACUGCAUCACAUUCAUCACAGCCUCGUGGUAGAGUGGUGUCCCAGAGCAGCAUAGACAAAUCCACAGCUGUCAAUUCCUCCAAUCCUGCACCAAGUGCUAGUAUUGGUUACACAACUAUUGAUUUUGAUAAAACUGUCGCAUUAACCUCAGUGGCUGCAGGAGCAGAGGUCAGUAAUAUGGAUGGUUCCCGAAAGAACAGGCACAAUUCCUGUGGUGUUAUAUGUGGGAGUCCCAGCACUGGGGAAAAAGGUAGAAGUAAUAAUUGAGAUCUCUGACAUUUUUUUAUUAAAGAAGAUAAGUUACAGCUAAUUAAAAGAAUAUUUACAACUAAUUAGAAAAAAAGUAACUAUAGCUAAUUACAAGUUUCCACAAAUAAAAGUUUCAUAACAAGAAAAAAGCUUGGAGGGGGAAAAUAUCUUGAAGUUUAAAAUGAUCAAAAGUUAAGCUAUAUAAGGACAUUUUAUAACUUUUGUAUUGCAAUUGUAUUUAAAAAAAAAAAUUAUAUAAAAAAUAAUUUUAAAAUAUACCAAAUCAAUGAACAGAUGUUCAAAGCCAAAGUAAAAUGUUCAUCAAACCAAAGUUAUUAAAAAGUUAGUACUGUACAACAAUAAGUAGUGCAUUAAUGUAGAUGAAAGUAAUUAAUUGUUACUAUCAAACUGAUUUUGUUGGUUUAUCGUAGCCAACAAAAUUAAAAAUACUAUAAAUCUGUUUGUAAAUAGAUGCAUGUAGAACAGAUGCUAAACUUGUGUGUUUUAUGGGAUAGACGCAUUUAAUGCCUGCAUAAACCACACCUUCAGUUUUUGUAAUAAGUGAUAAGUCCCACAAAAUAUCUAUACUUAUAAUAUUAUGUUUUAUAUUUAAAAAAUAUACCUAAUAGACAACAACGAAAUUAUAUAUUAAUUGAUCUAUAUUUAAUUAUUAUUCCAUCCAAAGGUAUGUAUAGUACAUGAGUAAAAAAAAUCCAAAUAUUAAAAUAAUUGUUGUUGGCAGUUGCUUUCUAGGUGCUUAUUAUUGUUAUAUGAUAGCCUAAGUAUAUAAAAAUGUUUAUGUACAUUUAAAUAUGGUGUAUACUAAAAAUGUAAUAAUAUAUGUAUGUUUAUCGUUUUAUGAAUAGAGAAGAAAUCAUAUUAGAUACAAGUUGAAAGUAUAUAUUAUGUUUUUAAGAUCCAAUACCUCCAUGACAUAGUAAUAUUAUGUAAUAUAAACUUUAAAGAAAAGCCAUUAUUUAAAAAUAGUGAAAUCGGAAACGGAAAAUUGGUCAUAUUGAAUUAGAACUGUUGUUUUUAAGUGCAUGCUUGAACAUAUUUAAUACUUUACCUUAAUCACAUUUCUUGGUCUUGGUCUUUAUUCUGUUGUACAUAAUCUCUUAACUGACAGCUCUAAAUGUUCUAUCCUGUUCUGGAAGGUACAUUGUAAAAAAGAUAGCACUAUGUUUUUUUUAGAGAUUGUGUACCUAUGUACAGUAGAAGUAGUAUCAGGCAGCUAUUCUUUAUUAUUAAUAAUCAUAAAUUAUUUUGAUAUUAUUUCUUUUUUAAACAUAUUACAUUUAUUUAAUAAAACUGAGUAAUGCCUGACGAUUCAUUCUUUUUUACAUUGAUUAUAUUAUUGAUUUAGAUAUAUACAUACAAUUUGGCUAAUUCUGUUGUACAUUAUUUAAUUAAGUAAUAAUUUUAUUUUAUUGAUGUGACGAGUUAAAUUAAUGUUAAAUGUGGUUAGGAUAGUUUAAUAUUAUGUAAGUAGGUAGGUACUCGUAUCUUUCUGAAGCAGUCUUAUGUAAGCCUGCGGCGGCGUCCUGUGUGACGGCGCGCCGCGUGUGGCGAUUGCGGAGCGGGAUUGCGCUCGCACUCCGGACAGGUUCAAACUUCAAACGUGUCGAACAUUUGUUUCAGGUGCAUAAGACGGGUCACCAAUGUAGGCUUAUGGCAUUCUAAUUCCGACAAUGGCAGUAUAAUCUUCACUUGAAAGUGUUCUGUUUAAGAAGUUAGUCAAAAUAAUGAGUUUGAUAUGAGUUACUCACAAAUUAGUCGAUACUAUAACUACCCUUUCAAGUAAAGAUUUUUAUAUAAACCUGUGAGGAUGAUACUGCCAUUGGCGUUACUAAAGCGCCAUAAACCUACUUUGUCGUUUUAGUUUACAAAUUGCGAAAAACGGGCAGACCCGUCUCAUGCACCUUAAUGCACCGUUCAUUCCGCCUCCGGGGUGCGCCGUCACUACAGAACACAGACAAAGGUUGAAAUCUAUAGAGCACACUUUGACUUUGCUUAGACUUAAGUUUCAGUUAAAACGAGACAGAUUUAUGCCAGCUGUAUAGCGCUGUUUCGUUUUAACACUGUCUUAACUCUGAGCAAAGUCAAAGUGCCCUCUAUAGGUCUCAGCUUCAGGCCUGUACCAUUGAAGUAUGAAAAUUAUAUUUCGAUGUUUAAUGAAGUUCCUAAUUUGGCCCUAUUUGCCAUAAUAGGGAGUCAUCUAAAAAUAUCUGCCAGUUGCUAUGGUUCACAUGUAUACACGUGUAUUCAUAUUAUUGUUUAUAUUAUAAUAUAAUUGAGUACCCUAGCUAAUAAAUAGACUACCCAUUAGUUUAAAUAAUUUCGAUACAGACUGGCUUUUUUUGGUUUAAUUAUAUUAGUACAAACCUAGCUGUAGAGUCAAAGCUAGAAUUAAGGUUUAGGUAUGGCCUUAUUCUAUUUGAAUUGGGUUUAAAACAAAGAUAUUAUUGAAGUAGGUUAUAAAAAAAUAUGAAACAAAUUCUUAGCGCAGAUCGGAAAACGACGGUUUACCUCCAAAGUUCAAAACCAAUUACAUAUUUUUUAUCUGUAUCUUUGAUUGCUCUCACUGUAAGUAAAUGGAUUUUACUAAGUUCUUGUUAUCGACGAAGAAGUAUACUGGGAAAGCUGAUAUUGUUUAGCAUUAAGUACAUACUUGCUUUCAUAUUUAUUAAUAAGAUUUGUUUAUAUACUUACCAAAUACUCUAAAAUAAUAAUAUUUUUAACCGACUUCAAAAAAGGAGGAGGUUCUCAAAUCGACUUUAUGGUUUUUUUAUUUGUUACGUGAUUACUUCGCCAAAUAUGAACAGAUUUUGAUUAGUAGGUGGUUAGCUCCAGAAGUGGUCCCAUUUUAGUUUGGUGAAGAUCUGAAGUAUAUCUUCGAAAGUGGAGAACAGAACUUCUCAAUGGAUAAGGGUAUAUUGCUCGCGAUCAGUGUAAUAGCUUAGUAAACAGUACAUUUUUAACCAGGCAUAGCAUAUUUUAAUACAGUGGGGCCACUAAAAUUGUAAAAAAACAAUAACCACAAACACUAAAAAGUAAAAAAUUAUUUCAUUUAUUACCGAUUAUAAUAUGUGUACAAGAGGCAGGUAAUGCAGUUGUAUAGUAACUUUUUUGGAGUCGGUUUGGACCGAAAAAACAGCGGCUAUGUGUUUCAGAGGCAUGGUGUUGAGAAACCUUCAAUUGCCAAAGAUAAUAUAGGAUUAAAUAUCUAGCUAAUAGUUCUUUAAAUAAUAAAGCGUUUUGUAUAUUGAAAUUUGAAACACCUAAGACGUUGCCAGUCUCCUUUAGGAUUAUAUUUUAUGCUAUUGCCAAUAUAUUUUGUAAAAUUGUAUGCGGAAAUAUUCAUUAUAAUACUGUGUGAGUAAGCAGGGCUGAGUGAGAUCUAGAGAGCGUAGGUACUUUAACGUUGCAAUGCUUUUGCAGUUAAAACUUUUAACUGAAACUUAAGUAUUCUGGCGCACUCCUCAGCGCUUUACAGUAAAAACGUACUAUGACUCUCAUUGAAUAUUUAGUUACAAGAAAGAAUUCCGUUUCUAGAACAUGUCUACAAAAUUUCAUCGAGUUUCAUUGGUUAAUAUUAAAAUGAGUAUGGAAAGUGCUGGGGAGCGCCCUAAGGCUACUUCUUAUAAGUCAGUAAAAUCAAAGUACGCUCUAUAUAAGCUGCUAGGCGAAGAGGUAGAGGUAAAAAGUGUAUUAAAAGAUGCCAUAUUUUAAUUGAAAAAUUGUAAAGCAUGUCUGGUAUUUCAACCAAAUGAGUAUAUUAUAAUUAAGUAUUUUUUGUACUUUAAUUUACAAAGACAUUAGUUGUAGGUACCUAUUUGAUAAUAAUAUUAUUAUUUCCAUUAAAGCGAAGCGAGGGUCGUAAAAUUCAGUACCUACCUACUGAUAAUGCGAAUGACUUCAUAAAAAUGGCCGAACGUAAUUUUUUGCAGGCUGCUGCGUGCGGGCAAUUCUUUUUGCCAGGUUUUUGUUUACAUUUUUACAACUUGGAUGCCCGUUUCAUAGUAAUUUUGACAGCUUCAUAGACCUAUGUUUGAAAUUGCCUUUCUAUAGCUUUAUAUAUAGGUAUACUAAUUUAGUUGAAUGUUAUUUAUCUAUAUUGUUUGCAAAGUUAAGCAACAAAAUAUAUUAUUUUAUUAAGUUUUAUUGUCUUCCAAAAGUAGAUUGUUUCUUUGUGUCUGCGAGAAUAACUAGAUUUAUGUCUGACUACAAAAGUGCUUGCUAUAAAGGUUCAUGAUGAUUACAUUACCUAUUAUUAAAUUUACACAAGGUAAGGUAAUACCUAGCCACU